Molecule: messenger RNA, 216 nt
Organism: Protopolystoma xenopodis
Lineage: Eukaryota; Metazoa; Platyhelminthes; Monogenea; Polystomatidea; Polystomatidae
Source: the annotation of a GenBank genome assembly
AUGCGGUGUGGGCUUACCCCAAAGGAGAAUUCAGAUUUGAUGUCCGACGGUCUGUCGGUACCCUCAAUAAAGUCGCGUAUUGCCCAAGCUACAUGCCUCAACAGCGAGAUGAAUGGACUACGCCCUCUUGAAAAUGGCAUCAACGGGCAUCAGGAGAUGGCAAAUGUCAAUGUCAAGGCACUCAAGGAGCAGCAUGUCAACAGCCUGGUGAGUUAG